UAAAUUAUUUAAUUUUUUUGCGAUAUACACCCCCUCAUAUGUUCAUGAGAUUAUUUGAAUAACAUAAUGAUGACCGAAGAAGAGGGUGCUAAUUUGAGUGAUGACGAUGAUUUCAUCGAAGAAAAUAUAUAUUCUGGACUACCUGAAAUUCAUGGCACAUUGAGCAAAUGGACUAAUUACAUCCAUGGCUGGCAAGAUCGAUUUGUAAUAUUGAAACAGGGUACCUUAAGCUAUUAUAAAUCAGAAGAUGAUGUGGAAUUCGGAUGCAGAGGCGCUGUUAGCCUAUCCAAAGCUGUUAUUACGCCCCACGAGCUGGACGAGCUCCGUUUUGACGUGACGGUCAACGACAACGCCUGGUACCUGAGAACCAACACGGACCGGGAAAGGUUCCGAUGGAUGGAAACCCUGGAUUUUUACAAAUCUUGUCGGAUCAAUAACGCCAACUCUAACGGUAGUAAUGACGAUUCCGGAUUUGGCAGCGAAAAUAGCUUGCUGCUCAAGAGACAACCUUCCUCCCUAUCCAUAACUUCCGGCACCAGCCUGUCCAGUUACUCGGCCUGUUCCGUUAAGAGGGGCCUAGGACUGAGAGAAAAGCUGGCCGAGAUGGAGACCUUCCGUGACAUUCUCAAUCACCAAAUCGACAAUUUGCAGCACUACUUCGACUCCUGCCUCCGUCUCAAUCAUCCGCCGUGCGGCAACGGUUGCAACAACAGACUCAGGCCAAACGUGAUCGGUGAAUCCGUUUGCACCCACUAUGAAAAUGGGUUCAAACCCGACGACGAUUCCGACACCUUCAACUCCUUUAGCGCCAAUAAUAUCGGCAAUGCGACCAAGUCCCAAUCGUCCCAACCACUGGCGACCCAUAGGCGAACGCCUUCCUUACCCGUUACCUCCAUACUGUCCAAGAUUGAUUUGUUCGGUGCUGGCUCCCUUAUAAGGGAGAAAUUUAAUAGGUCCCUCUUCGGCGAGUGCGAUAAACCGCACUCGGAAAGGGUGGAGGACGAACCUACCGUUGACACUCGGUUGAUCGAACAUUUUGAAAAUAACGGUACCGCCUCUAACGGGGAAGAGGGCUUGAGCGCCAACGACAUCACGUUAACCACAGCCGAAGAUAGACCACUUAAGAGAAAAAAUGGGUAUUGGCCUCAGAGCCUAGAUUUUAAAGGCGAAGCCUUCACCUUCAAAGCCACAACUUCGGGACUCAUAGCCACCCUCUCCCAUUGCAUCGAUAUACUCUACCAGAGGGAGGAGCAUUGGAAGAAAAAAUUGGAAAAGGAAGUUGAGAAGCGGAAAAAGCUGGAAGAGCUCUGCAAUCAAGCUCAAAAUUUUAACCUCAAAAAAACGAUGAUAUUUGGAGGACCCGACUUUGAAGAAGGGCCCCAUUGCGCUAUAAAGGAGGAAGAGUUUUUCGACGCCGUUGAAACGACGCUCGACAAAUUGGACAAGGAAGAAAACGAACUCAAACACAGACAACAGCUGGCCUCGAAACAAUCCGCGAGUUAUCACUCGGCCAUCUCCAAAUUAUCUCAUCCAUCCCAAAAAACCCACAGACUUUCUGGAGAGGUAGACAGAAUAUUCGCCGAGCAGCUGGCAAUAGCCCAAGUCGACCCCUUGUCUUACCUAAGGGACGACCGAUGGCAACUUAUAGCCGAGGAAGGCGAUAUGAAGAUUUACAAACGAGAACUGGAGGAGGAAGGACUCGUUUGCGAUCCUCUCAAAGCUAUUCAUAUUGUCCAGGGCGUCACCGCUAAAGAAGUUUGCCAUUACUUUUUCGACCCUAAUUACAGGCACGAUUGGGAAACUACCCUGGAAACAAUGAAAAUUUUGGAGGUUCUAUCCGAAGAUACCCUCGUAUUUCACCAGAUUCACAAAAGGAUCUGGCCUGCGACUCAAAGGGAUUCCUGCUUUUGGUCUCAUAUCAAAAAUGUUAGCCAAAGUUCGCUAUCGGAAGAGGGUAACACAAAGUGCCUAGACACCUGGUCGGUUUGCAAUUAUUCUAACGACCAUCCCCAAGCCAUAGACAAUAAUUGCAUACGCGUCAAAUUAGCUGUCUUUCUUCAUUGCCAAACCAUCGUCGAUAAUCCGCCAGGUGGAAGCCACGAUAUUAAUUUUGCCAAUAUCAACCGCAAAAACGUGAAAUGCAAGAUAACAUAUUGCUCCAAAAUUAAUCCCGGAGGCUGGACUCCCCCGUCCGUCCUGCGAGCUGUUUACAAAAGAGAGUACCCAAAAUUCCUCAAAAAAUUCACUUCCUACGUCAAAGACAUGACUAAGAAUAAAGAACUCUUAUUCUGAACACCCCACACUCGGCAUCGCUUACAUCACAAACUAUUUACAUUCAUAUUAUUUUGUACAUUAAAAAAAAUAUCUAUCGUAAAUUAGACGGGUGACGCGUAUUAAAUUACAUACCUAUAUAUAUAUAUAUAAUAAAAUCUAUUUUUAACUUGUUCAAUGCCGGGCCUCACCCUCUUGUACAUAAUUAAGCUGAUUGAUCUAUUAUAAGCGAUCACAUAAUGGAACAACUUACCAAUAUUCAUCUAUCACUUGAACACUAAUAUGACUAUAAUACUUACAUUCACCCCCCCCCCCUCCACCGCCCCAUAUUUCCCAAAACGAGUAAUCUCUAUUAUUAUGUUUGAAAUAAUAUCAUUCAAUUUUGUUUUGUUUAAUUAUUUUCCUUAAUGAUUUUUUUUUAGUGUAUAAUAUAGGUAUUAAAAUUUAUAUUUAUUAUAUUAAAUAAUAUAAUUAUUUAUUAUUCGCCGUUGAAAUUUUAACAAAACACCGCGUUGUAUUUAUUUAAAAUAUUUAUGAUAUAAUUUUGUAAAAAGAAGAAAAUGAACUCACCCGAUCUUUUACCUUCACGUGUUAGGAGUUGCCAUUUUUUUUCAUAUUUAUUAUCUUCUUUCUUCAUAGUUUGUCAUAUUUUUUUUUAUGCCUAAACCCUGCAUUCAUAACGACAUUUUUGGCGAAGUGUACGAAAUAUGAUUAUAAAUUAAUAAUUUUAACAUUAAUUUUCGUUAACCUCCCCGCGAAGUAGCGUUAACUCCGAAUGCAGGAAUUUAUAUAUCCGCCCUCGGUGGGUGCGGCUUUCGAUAAAUAUUUUUUAUAUUCACUUCGCACAAAAUUACGAAGCAAAAAAUUUAUCCACCAUCUUUUAUAGAUUUUUUUUUUCUGAAAAAUAGUUUUUUUUUAUAUAUAAAAGUAUUAAUUAUUAUCAGCCAAUUAAUAAUUAUAAAUUUU
Messenger RNA from Gordionus sp. m RMFG-2023, 3237 nucleotides. Its product is annotated as ceramide transfer protein-like. NCBI's taxonomy places the organism in Eukaryota, Metazoa, Nematomorpha, Gordioida, Chordodea, Parachordodidae. Gene Ontology annotation, molecular function: lipid binding. The transcript is spliced from 13 exons. The record is from RefSeq and is a predicted model, not a curated record. The coding region runs from base 67 to 2292 and encodes 741 amino acids. Gene Ontology annotation, biological process: ER to Golgi ceramide transport.